Messenger RNA from Lacerta agilis (Sand lizard), 3051 nucleotides. It is a transcript of the gene ROR1, whose product is annotated as receptor tyrosine kinase like orphan receptor 1. The coding region runs from base 105 to 2927 and encodes 940 amino acids. Gene Ontology annotation, cellular component: signaling receptor complex. Gene Ontology annotation, biological process: cell surface receptor protein tyrosine kinase signaling pathway; positive regulation of canonical NF-kappaB signal transduction; positive regulation of kinase activity. Lineage: Eukaryota; Metazoa; Chordata; Lepidosauria; Squamata; Lacertidae. The record is from RefSeq and is a predicted model, not a curated record. The transcript has 9 exons. Gene Ontology annotation, molecular function: protein kinase activity; ATP binding; protein binding.
AAGCGCCGUCCCAACAGCAGCAGCAGCAGCAGCAGGAGCACCUCGGCUCAGGAUCCCUUGGAUGGUGGAGGGCGCGAGGGCAGGCGAGAAGAGCCGGCUCAGGGAUGCAGCGGCACCUCCGGCCGCGCGGCUGGGAGAGAAGCCCUUUUCUGCUCCAGCUGCUCUUGUGGUUGCUGCACACGCGGAGCCUGGCGGAGCCCGCAGCCCAAGCAAUGAAUGUGUCGGCUGCUGAUUUAAUGCCUACAUCAUCAUGGAAUGUGUCAAGUGAACUAGACAAAGAUUAUUUCUUGAAGCUUGAUGAGCCCAUGAACAAUAUCACCACUACCCUAGGCCAGAUGGCAGAACUGCACUGUAGGGUUUCUGGGAAUCCUCCUCCAACCGUGCGUUGGUUGAAAAAUGAUGCUCCUGUCGUACAGGAACCCAGAAGGAUAUCUUUCCGUGCAACGAACUAUGGAUCUCGAUUACGAAUAAGAAACCUUGAUACCACAGACACUGGCUACUUUCAGUGUGUGGCAACAAAUGGCAGGAAAACCGUUUCUACCACUGGGGUACUGUUUGUGAAAUUCGGUCCUCCGCCAACAGCAAGUCCAGGAACAUCUGAUGAAUAUGAAGAAGAUGGAUUUUGUCAGCCAUACAGAGGAAUAGCAUGUGCAAGAUUUAUUGGAAACCGAACCAUUUAUAUGGAGUCCUUGCAUAUGCAGGGUGAAAUAGAAAAUCAGAUUACUGCUGCCUUCACUAUGAUUGGAACCUCCAGUCAUUUAUCUGAUAAAUGUUCCCAGUUUGCCAUUCCUUCACUCUGUCAUUACGCUUUCCCAUACUGCGAUGAGACUUCUUCAGCUGCAAAGCCGCGGGAUCUGUGCCGCGAUGAGUGUGAAAUUCUGGAAAAUGUCCUUUGCCAAACUGAGUACAUCUUUGCAAGAUCCAACCCAAUGAUUCUGAUGCGUUUAAAGCUGCCUAAUUGCGAAGAUCUUCCACAGCCUGAUAGCCCAGAAGCUGUAAAUUGUAUCCGCAUUGGAAUCCCUAUGGCAGAUCCAAUCAACAAGAAUCACAAAUGUUACAACAGCACAGGAGCAGACUACCGAGGGACAAUGAGUGUCACAAAGUCUGGGCGACAGUGCCAGCCAUGGAAUUCUCAGUACCCCCACACGCACACGUUCACUGCUGUGCGAUACCCAGAGCUGAAUGGGGGACACUCCUAUUGUCGAAACCCAGGGAAUCAGAAGGAGGCUCCAUGGUGCUUCACCUUAGAUGAAAAUUUUAAAUCUGAGCUUUGUGACAUCCCUGCCUGUGACACAAAAGACUCCAAGGAAAAGAAUAAAAUGGAAAUCCUCUAUAUAUUGGUGCCAAGUGUUACAAUUCCCCUGGCUAUUGCCUUACUAUUUUUCUUCAUCUGUAUUUGCCGCAACAACCAGAAGUCUUCUUCCCCUCCAGUGCAAAGGCAGCCUAAGCAUGUCAGAGGACAGAACGUAGAGAUGUCUAUGCUGAAUGCGUACAAACCAAAGAGCAAAGCCAAAGAGCUGCCUCUAUCUGCUGUCCGUUUUAUGGAAGAGUUGGGUGAAUGUGCCUUUGGCAAAAUCUACAAGGGACACCUUUAUCUACCAGGCAUGGAUCAUGCUCAGCUGGUUGCAAUUAAGACCCUAAAGGACUGCAACAAUCCACAACUGUGGGCAGAGUUCCAACAGGAAGCCUCUCUGAUGGCAGAACUGCAUCAUCCCAACAUCGUUUGCCUUCUUGGUGUUGUGACUCAGGAGCAGCCAGUCUGCAUGCUUUUUGAGUACAUGAAUCAAGGGGACCUGCAUGAAUUUCUUAUAAUGCGAUCACCACAUUCAGAUGUUGGGUGCAGCAGUGAUGAGGAUGGUACUGUAAAAUCUAGCUUAGAUCAUGGAGAUUUUCUGCACAUAGCAGUCCAGAUUGCAGCAGGGAUGGAAUACUUAUCAAGUCAUUUUUUUGUUCACAAGGAUCUGGCUGCUCGAAAUAUUUUAAUUGGAGAACAGCUCCACGUGAAGAUUUCUGAUUUGGGACUGUCAAGAGAAAUCUACUCUGCAGAUUAUUUCAGAGUUCAAAACAAGUCCCUCUUACCCAUUCGUUGGAUGCCCCCAGAGGCAAUUCUGUAUGGCAAAUUCUCUUCCGAUUCAGACAUAUGGUCCUUUGGUGUUGUCCUGUGGGAGAUUUUCAGCUUUGGUCUCCAGCCCUAUUAUGGAUUUAGUAACCAAGAAGUCAUAGAAAUGGUUAGGAAGCGACAACUUUUGCCAUGCUCUGAAGACUGCCCUCCCAGAAUGUACAGCUUAAUGACCGAAUGUUGGCAUGAGCUGCCAUCUCGGAGACCAAGGUUUAAAGAUAUCCAUGCCAGGCUGCGUUCUUGGGAGGGGCUGUCAAGUCACACUAGUUCUACUACUCCUUCUGGUGGAAAUGCUACCACUCAGACAACUUCUCUCAGUGCAAGCCCAGUUAGCAACCUGAGUAACCCUAGGUACCCUAACUACAUGUUUCCAGCACAGGGUAUACCACAAGGCCAAAUUGCUGGAUUUAUUGGCCCACCAAUACCUCAAAGCCAGCGAUUUAUUCCUAUAAAUGGAUAUCCAAUUCCUCCUGGAUAUGCUGCUUUUCCAGCUGCUCACUACCAGCCUGCAGGCCCACCCAGAGUAAUUCAGCACUGUCCUCCACCAAAGAGUCGUUCGCCAAGUAGUGCGAGUGGAUCAACCAGCACCGGGCAUGUGACUAGCUUACCCUCUUCAGGAUCUAAUCAGGAUGCAAAUAUUCCUUUGCUGUCUCAUAUGUCUAUGCAGAGUCAUCCAAGUGGGAUUAGUAUAACCGUUUUUGGAAACAAAACUCAAAAACCCUACAAAAUUGACUCCAAACAGACAUCUCUAUUAGGAGAUUCCAGUAUUCAUGGACAUAAUGAGACCGUGAUUUCAGCAGAGAUGUAAAUAAACAAGACUUUUGUAAAUAAACCUACUUACAAUAUGGAAUAUAGAACGUUUUUAGAGGAGAUUUAUAUUCAAAUAUUUUAUUGGAGAUUCUUCUGGCUGUAUAAAGAGAUAUUUGCAAUAA